UCACCUUUUAGGACAGUAAAAAUGCUUGGAUUUUCUCCAACAGUAUUUUUUCUGGAAAGUGAAUUAGUUGGUACUUUAGAAGUCAAAAGGGUCAUUUCCUAGUAGUUUUCAAAAACGCAGUGAAAAACAAAAAAAAAAAAAAAAUUAAGGAAAAACGGAAUUAUUGUAGUUAUAAAUAAUUUGACAUCUGUUGUCUAUGUUAUAUUUACUUAAUAGUAAUCAACAGUCGUUCUUCAACAGAGAUUGGAUCUUGAAACUUUGUGUACUUUCUUUGACAAAGUGGUGUUAUAUGUUGAGCAAUGUAGUCAAUUGUGUCUGUAGUCAUUCUAGUGUAUGCACGAAACAUUAUUUUAUCUGCUCGUAAUUGUGGAUACAGUUGAUGGAAUUUUCCAAAUAUAAAUCUAUAUAAAUCACAUUUGGAGAAGAUCUCUUAGAUUUUUUCUUCAUUUUAAGUAAUUUAUACUUCAGAUAAACAUUUUCUAUAAAGAGUAAGCUUCGUUGAUCUUGAAUUAACGUCAUAAUAAAUUACAGUUAUUUUCACAAACAUAAAUCUGAAUACUAAUUAACUUGACACGUUGAUAACACUAUACGUCUUCUCAACACAAUAUUGUAGUUGCAACUACAAAUUAUAUAAGUACAAAUCGUAUGCGUUCUCUCGCAUAUUUGAAUGCGUCAAUUUUGCCGUGCUUGCGGGAAAUAGAAUUCAGUGCGAUGCGGUCAAAUAUCGCACCGUCAACUCGCAUUGCGUGCACGCACCAGCUAGGACAUAGCGUAAUGCGUUUAAAAGAUAAAUCAGAUUAAAAUAGUUUUCAGUUCAGCGACCUGGACAAUCUUUGAAUACGCUAAAUCUAUUAUAUUAUUAAAUAUAUUAUAUCUAUUAUAUCUUUAAUCGUAGUUGUUUAUCAAUGUUUUCGACGUUAUCGAAGGCCACAAGAUAACAAGAUAUCGUAUCAACCGGCAGGUACAGAUAAACUGUGAUAACUCUAGUGUGUGAUUGUUUAUGUUUUUUGCUGUUGCUUCCUAACUUUCGUGGAGCGUACUUUUCGAACGAUUUACUGAGAUUUAUGUAUUUUUCCAUCUGCCGCAAAUACGUCUCCUACUACCACAGUCUUCGAUGAUCUUCUCGAAUGUCACUCAGACGUUUCAAUGGCAGAAACUCUGCAAGAACGGCAGUUUAACGAAUUAGAAGCGUUGAAAGCGAUAUUCAAUGAUCAGCUGAAGGAUAAUAAUGAGGAUAAAUGCUAUGGUACGGAUAAUUGGAAACCAUUGGAUGUGACUAUCACAGUUUUGCCUGAAGGAUUUACAAACUUGCAACAAAAUAAUAUUUUAAUUGACCUACAUGUCCAGGCGUCAAAAGACUACCCCAACGAGAUACCUUUAGUUAUGCUUAAAAAUGCCAAUGGUAUACCAGCAAAUUAUUUAAUGCAUUUAGAAAAACAAUUAAAUGAACUAGCUUCUAAAAUAGUUGGUGAAGUUAUGAUAUUUGAGUUUGUUCAAGUUGUUCAGAAUUUUCUUUCUCUUUGUAAUAAACCUCAGUAUGCAUCGUUUUAUGAAGAAAUGAUGUCAAGAAAACAACGAAAACAAUUAGAAGAAAUGGAAAUCAAAAAGCAAGAAGUUGAAUUAACUAAACAAUUAAUACAUAAUGAAAUGUCUAAAAAACGAGAAGCUCUCAAAGAAGAACUGCGAAUGCGUAAAAAUAAAACACGAAAAAAUACCAUUGAAAAUUUUAUUGAAGAAGAUGAAGAAGAGUUUGAUUUAAAAAAACUUGAGAGGUCACUAAGUAUCAAUUCACCACAGAAAUUAAAUAUUCAACCAAAAGAUCAAAUAGAUGAAAGCAAUUGGACUGAUGAUCAAAAUGUGUUUGAAUAUAGUUUUUCAUCAGCUAGAUCUAGACUAGAUAAAGAAUUUGUUAUUUUAGAUUGGCUUGGUAAAGGUGCUUUUGGAGAUGUCCUUAAGGUAAAAAAUAAACUAGAUGACUGUCUUUAUGCAAUUAAGUGUAUUGAAUUAAACAAGAAAAAUAAAAACCUUAAUAAAAAAAUCACCAGAGAAGUGAAAUUGCUCUCCCGUUUAAAUCAUGAAAAUGUUGUAAGAUACUUUAAUUCAUGGAUCGAAGCCGCUAAAAUCAGCCAUGAAGGGACACCUCAAAAAAAUAAAAAAAAUAAAACAUCUGAUGUAUGGCCUUUAAAAAACAUCAGUUGUGGUUGGACAUUAUCAAAUCUAGCUGAAGAAAUUAACAGUGAUAGUAGUUCUGAAGAAGAUGAUGAUUGGAUAACGUUUAUCCAUCAAUCUGAUUCAGGGCAAAAAACUUCAGAUUCCUCUGUUAAAAAUACUACUUGUGAUAACUUAAGUCAAGAAUCAAUAGAUGAAAAUGAUGAUGUAUGUGAUAAAGUUGAUCAGUUUAUGUAUAUUCAAAUGGAAUUCUGUGAAAAAAGCACACUUCGCAAUGCAGUUGACAAUGGUCUGUACAAAGAACCAAAACGAGUAUGGCGAUUACUAAGAGAAAUUGUUGAAGGCCUUUCAUAUAUUCAUCAACAAGGAAUAAUUCAUAGAGAUUUAAAGCCUGUUAAUAUUUUCAUUGAUUCUGAGGAUCAUGUUAAAAUAGGAGAUUUUGGUCUAGCUACCACUAUUAUUCAAAGACAUAUCCCUGAUAUGGAUUCAGUGAAUACUCAAGAUAUUUUUGUUGACACUUCUCAAACUGGUAAUAUUGGAACAGCGUUAUAUGUUGCACCUGAACUUAAUAUUUUUGGACCAAAAGCAUUGUAUAAUGAAAAAGUUGAUAUUUAUAGUUUGGGUAUAAUUUUUUUUGAAAUGUGUCACAAACCGUUUUCAACAGACAUGGAAAGAAUAAAAGUAUUAUCAGAUUUGAGAAUGUAUGAAUGCAUUUUACCAACAGAAUAUCUGAAAUCUGCUGAUCCUGCUCAAAAACAUAUUAUUAAAUGGUUUUUAAACCACGAUCCAUGUAAACGUCCAAAUUCAACAGAUAUAUUACAAAGCCAAUACAUACCACCACCUCAAUUGAAAGAUACAGAGUUACAUGAAAUGGUUAGAAAUACUCUUUCAAAUUCCAAAAGCAAAAAUUACAAGCAUCUUAUUGCUUCAUGUUUUAAUCAAAAAGUUUCCACUGUUGAAGACAUAACAUUUACUAUGACAACGGGGAAAAAUGUGCUUUAUCAUGGUCGAUUAGAUAAGAUAAUAGAAAUAGUAAAAGAAGUAUUCCAGCUUCACGGAGGAGUUUGGUUGUGCACUCCUUUAUUAAUGCCAGCAUUAAAUUCUGUGAUAAAUGAAAAUACAGUUACAAUGAUGGCUCGUUGGGGUGGACUAACAUGUAUACCUCAUAAUCUUAGAAUUUCAUUUGCUAGGUUCUUGGCUCAUAAUCCCACAAUUUCCAAUUUAAAACGGUAUUCGAUCGAUAGAGUUUACAGACAAAGAAGAGUCUAUGGAGUUCAUCCCCGUGAACUUUAUGAGGCAGCAUUUGAUAUUGUUAGUUCUUCUAAAGGAAAUCUGAUAGCAGAAGCAGAAUUAUUGUCAAUAGCGUCAGAAAUUUUUCAAAAACUUAAAAAUUUCAAUCAUAACAACUGUAUAAUUCGUUUAAACCAUAUGUCACUAGUUCAAGGAAUAUUAAUGUAUUCUGGAAUAGAAAAGGCGCGUCAUUUAGAAAUAUGCAGAUAUUUUGCAAGAUUUAAACAAAAGGAUUUGACGCAGGAACAAAUUGAAGAAUUGGAACUUUUAGGGUUUGCGAAUCAUCAAAUAAAUAUAGCCAUGAACUUUUUUUCAAUGGAACAUUCAUUUACUGAUAUGGUUGAAGUAUGUCGUAAAAUAACGGUGCGCAAAUCAAAAUGUGGUAUUUUCUCUCGAGAAGGCUUACGUCAUAUAGAAACUGUCAUCAAACACAUAGAAUCAUUAAAUGUGAAAUUUACAGUCGUUAUUGCACCGGGAUUAAUGAAUAUUUUGCAAUUUUAUUCUGGAUUUUUAUUUGAGAUAGUUUAUUAUAACAAAAGCAAGAAGAAUGUUGCAGAAUAUGAUGUAUUAGCAGCUGGUGGUUGCUAUGAUAAGCUAAUUUCUUCAUUUAGAAGAAAUUUAGAUGUGAACAAUGAUAUAAAGCAAACAGCACUUGGUAUAAGUCUCUCACUGGAUAAACUUGCUGCAUUAUUUCCUACUGAAUCAUCAGAAAUAGAUGUAAUACUGUGUUCAGCAUGUAGUAAUAGUAUAAUGACCGAAGAAAAAUUAAAUAUUGCCAGAGAUUUAUGGAAAAUGGGAAUUAAAACACUGGUUUUAGAUGUAGAACAAACAUUGGAACAAAUUCAAGAUUAUUGUCAGGAAUUAUAUGUUACUAAUAUUGUUAUGUUAAAAGAGACCAAAUCAGUGAUAUUAAGACGUUUAAUGGAAGAUAAAUUUCAGGAUAAGGUAAUGAGUGUAACUGAAUUUUUGGAAUUGAUGCGUCGUAAAAAUAGAGAAAAUAGCCUGACAAAUAUAAUACCUCAAAUUAAUAAUUCUGUCAAAAAUGAUACACGAUCUACUAGUGAAAAUCAAUAUAUAAAUAUAGUAUUUAUCAUAGAAGAGAAAUUGGUAACAACGGUCAAACGGCGUUAUGAGAGUCAGAUUUCAAAUGCUGUUUCGAAAACACUUCAAAAAUUAUCACCAAAAGUACGCGUUGAAAUACUAGCACUUAAUGUUGAUGCUGAACUUGUCAAAGCAUUAGGAUCAUUAAUUGAUUUUUCAACUAUUGAAAGUGAUAUUUCUAUUUUAAUAAAAAGAUUUUCUCAUCAUAAGAAAGAUUUAAAUAAAGUAUAUAAUUAUAUCAUUGAUACAAAACAUAAAAACACUGAUACUGUUUUUGUAUUUUAUACAUUAAGAGGAAACUUAUUUAAAUUAAUGAUUUGUUAA
This is a messenger RNA of Sipha flava (yellow sugarcane aphid), 4884 nucleotides long. It is a transcript of the gene Gcn2, whose product is annotated as eIF-2-alpha kinase GCN2. Gene Ontology annotation, molecular function: protein binding; eukaryotic translation initiation factor 2alpha kinase activity; ATP binding. Lineage: Eukaryota; Metazoa; Arthropoda; Insecta; Hemiptera; Aphididae. Gene Ontology annotation, biological process: protein phosphorylation. Gene Ontology annotation, cellular component: cytosol. The record is from RefSeq and is a predicted model, not a curated record.